ACUGUGCCGAAAAGUGCGUCUUUGGCGAAGCUCACAGAACUGCAGCAGCUAGAAAGGAAAUGUCGUACCAAUUUACACCAAGCAGCGCCUGUUCAGUCUGUGAGCUGAUCGUCUCUCUCCCUGAUAUACGCUGGUGAACCGACUUCACACUUGUUGCUACGACAAUAUUAUCAAAUACUGCGGAGCUGAGACAGAGCCACACUGAACUGAAGCAUGGACUAAAGUGUUGCUGUGGCAACACCUGAGGUGGGCUUCGUGUGACCGAGCAGGGCUGCUGCUUCUGACUCACACUGACCACAACAUCAGGUUUUUCUCUGCAGUAUUUAGGAUUAACCGCCGAUUGUAAAUCAAAUCUGUGGGAUUGAGUGGAUGUUGAUGGGGAUCUGAGAUAACCAAUGAGCGCCCUCUCCACGCCCCUCCGUGGAAAAUAUUUGACGUGGCAAGAGGUCCGGACGUGACAUCGCUGCACAUCAUCUCUCCUCCUCUGCUCAGCCUCAGCUAUCUCACCCAGGCCUCCAUACAAACAUCUGCAGGUCCCGGUCCCUGGAGCAGAGCGGGCCACAGUCCUGCUUCACGAUCUGAAACCCGGAGGAGAAAUAAUGUGGCUCAUCGUGUUGGCCAGUUUACUUCACUGCGCCUCGGCCUACGAUGUGGAUCUGAAGAAACUGGACGGGCUCGCCAAGGCGAAGGUGGAGACAUGUGGCGGAUGACAGCUGAACAGGCUCAGAGAGGUCAAAGCCUUCGUGGUCCAGGACAUUCCUCUUUACCAUAACCUGGUGAUGAAGCAUAUUCCUGGGGCUGACCCCGAGCUUGUCCUCCUGAACCACUACUACGAAGAGCUGGAUCGGAUCGCCCUGUCUGACAUGACCCGCUCUGAGAUCAACGAGCUGCUGGGGAAACUGGGCUUCUACAAGAAAGCUCAACCUGAGGACGAGGUGCCAGAGGAGUUCCGGUUCUCUCCUGCCAAAGACAGCCCGUUUAAAGACGGGACGGCGUAUAAACCCGCCACUUCCACUCCUGUCACAGAGAGCACCUCCUCAGAGCCCAACACAGAAGUCAAGCAUACUGACCUAUAACCCGUCAAGACCGGGAGAAAGCAGGAGUCUCACUGUACCACACUGCACCCAUAGCUGCUCCACGACCAGCUGCUUACUGCAGUUGAUGACAGAGAUGCUUGUCAUUUCAAAAUAAAGCCAUCAGAUCAUGGAUCAGCCCUUGGUCAAGGAGAAAAUCUUAGCAUCAGCAGAAGGCCUUUAAAAGCAAUUUGCACAUGUUGUUCCUUCAGUUUGUUCUUUAUUUUUGCAGUGAUAAUAAGCCAACAGUGC
Messenger RNA from Scatophagus argus, 1325 nucleotides. It is a transcript of the gene selenom, whose product is annotated as selenoprotein M. Lineage: Eukaryota; Metazoa; Chordata; Actinopteri; Scatophagidae. Gene Ontology annotation, molecular function: oxidoreductase activity. The transcript is spliced from 8 exons. Gene Ontology annotation, cellular component: endoplasmic reticulum lumen. The record is from RefSeq and is a predicted model, not a curated record.